AUGAUAUUGACAAACCCAAAUCGGCAAACAGUCGUUUCCGCCUAUGGUAACGGAUUGAUGGCGCUUGCUACUAUCACCUCAAGAUAUGACAAACUCGAUUCCAGCUGGCAACUAGAACAGGCACUAAACCACGCCCGUACUCAGAUUCAAAAUCAGUUUCAUCAGCACUGCCAAGGACUUGAUGGUCGAUAUGAGGAAGGUGACUCAAUCGCUCGUGAGCAGCUAGAAGAUAUCAUUAUAACAAUGCGGGAGGCAUUACUGGAUCCCCUUCACCAGGCGUGGAGGCCGGGAGCCGUCUUGAAUCUGAUGGCGUUGCAGAUAGUGUCCGACCAGGGGCUCGCUCGCACUCUAGGAACUUUGGGGGAUUUGUACCAGCGUCUCUCAAGGCGGUCGCCUAUUCCACUACCAUCGUAUCUUUCGAAUUCCGUCAAUCCGCCUGAAGAGAGUAUUUGCGGGAUGGACACAGCAAAUGCUAGAUUGUUGGAUGGCGUUGAUCCGUCACUGGUUCAAUAUUUAGCUCCGGGUGCAAUACAACCCCAGGACCUAAUCAUGCAUCAAUCAAGGCGCAUCUCCCUUCCUCAAAGCUUUGAGCCCUCGGUUGCACUCUCAAUCGCAACGAAUACUACAAGUCCAGAGUCCGAAGAGGACUCAAUAGAUGCAGGCAUACCCGAGACAAGAAAUAUGGACCACAUCUUGGACGCAGCUCGCUAUUUCAGUGAAUUGGACCAGCUCGAGGUUCAAACCGCGCAGACACUCGGCAUGAAAAGUAGCCCAUACAUUGAGCUUGAAUCGCUGGAUGACUGUAUUGAGUGUCUUGGGAAUUGGCAUACUGCGCUGGGGUAUCUACAGUCCCAAGGCUUUUGCGGAAGCACCAUGAGCAUUUUAAUGGAAGACCAACACUGUGAUGGAGUUGCCGAAGCCUUUCAUGUAUCAUUAAGCCAGACUGGCACUUUGCUAGAGAAUAUUCUUGACAAAUUCGACGAAGAGGAGUUAUUGAAGAGGGCGAUACAGCGCUGGAUGCAAAAGGUGCUCAAUGUUGAGGACAAGGCCCUCUCGGACUGUGACUCGGUAGGAAUUCUUCGCUUCUUGUGUGGAAUUCUGUCAAUUGGGCUUGUUUCAUUCUCUGGCUCACACGUGUGUCGAUUCGACAUGAAUUUAUGGAAUGAGAAUAUGGAAAAGAUCCCAGUCGGUUUCGAUGGGUAUGCCUUCAGGCCACAGAAACUGGCUUGCUUGGACGACUUUGUCGGUGGUCCUGCAUGGGUUCUAGGAAAAACCUCUGCCCAAUCCGAUGGAAUGAAGAUCUGUUUUACCGUCCAGGACCUUCAAGAAUUGUGGGGACCAGUCUCGCUGGUAGGGGGUACUGCAGAUGAAGGGCCAGUGAUUCAAACAGAGAGAGGCUUCAUCAUUCCACUUCCUCAAGAUCGGCAGACUUCAUUGUAUGGUCAGAUUGAAUGCCACUGGGUGCCAGGGGUUCCAGAAUAUCUCCCUGGGGAGAUUUCAGAUAUAAAAAUCCGCCUUCGCAACACAUCAAGAAUAUUGAUCGGCACACCCACGAAUGUUGAGGCUGGGCUUGUUGUUAACGACAAGUGCAAGUCGUCAAUGUCACUCAUUGGACAACAAAUCGCCUGUCGGCUUCAGUACCCUGGAACAAGCAAAUCAAGACACGUGAGUGAUGGGUACGAAGUUCAGCUUGGUGGCGGACAAUACGUCACAGCCGGGAUCAUGAAGAAGUACAAACGGAUUCCAAAGCGCACACUCAAGGCAAUGCUCAUCGCGGAUUGCACAAAGGCAGACAUAAGGCUUGUGCCACUUCUUAAUCUCCGUGUCGGAUUAGAAGUAAGUGCGUGCACCGGAAACGCCCAGCGAGUGACGCUCUGGGAUGCUCUCCGCUUCUCUCAAACAAGCACCCAACCCACAGAGCACCGAACAAACUGCGCCCACAAGGUCGGCGACAAGAAUUGUAUCAGCUCCUGCUGGAAUAGAUGGCAAUCAAUGGACGAUAUAGAUUCCCUCGACCAUACGCCCGGGGAAAACCAGCCUCUUACCGGUGUCGAAGCUCGUCGUGUGAUCAUAAAUUCCAUCCUCGCGCUCGAGCACUCGGGUGUUGACAGCGAUGGAAACCUCCAAGUAUCAUGGCCCUUCAUCAAUAGCCCCGCCAAUUGUCCAGUGUUGCCGUCCACACCGAAAGAGUCACAUAACUGGUUUCCUAUCGUCAAAGAUACGCGGGACACGUCGAGCUUUGCCGUCUACAGUGAAAGGUGUCUAGAGUUUCCCGAGGAGAGAAAAAUGCGGUCGUGCUCUGUGCUAUGCAAGGAAGGCCAUUUCAAGCCGCUUCAAACUACUCUUUCAACACGUAUUCUAACACCUACCGAAGAGGGGUCAGUUUCUGGACUGCUGGUGGGGGUCAAGUUCUUAGUAGGGGAGGCACAUUUGACGGUCACAAAGGCAGUGAACAACCAGUUGGGGAUUAUCGCCACUGUGAGCAUAAAUCCAUUGAACAGUAUGCGACAUCGACUGCGCGAGAUCUUGCCAGAUUCUGGGGGCUUUGACUUCAAAGAGCACAUCUGGCCGGAUAUCACAGGAGGACGAUCGGUUCCGGUGUUCGUUUACUGA
This is a messenger RNA of Penicillium robsamsonii, 2613 nucleotides long. RefSeq lists its product as uncharacterized. The coding region runs from base 1 to 2613 and encodes 870 amino acids. Lineage: Eukaryota; Fungi; Ascomycota; Eurotiomycetes; Eurotiales; Aspergillaceae. The record is from RefSeq and is a predicted model, not a curated record. The transcript has a single exon.